Molecule: messenger RNA, 339 nt
Organism: Fraxinus pennsylvanica
Lineage: Eukaryota; Viridiplantae; Streptophyta; Magnoliopsida; Lamiales; Oleaceae
Source: the annotation of a GenBank genome assembly
AUGGGCCAAUUUCGCCGCCUCCGCCACCAAUUUACACUCUCUUCCGCCACCUUGGCAGCCUUAGCUUUUCUUCUAAUUUCUUCAGUUUCAGCUCUUAGCCUUAACCCAACUCGCCAAUUCACUGUUGGGGUGAGGAAGGAGGUGGUGGUGGAAGGAGAACUGACUCGUCGGAGACUCGGCGGGCCAGGAUCAUGGCCACCCACUUGCAGAUCCAAGUGUGGAAGAUGCUUGCCGUGUAAACCAGUGCACGUGCCGAUUCAACCUGGGCUGCGUAUCCCAUUGGAGUACUAUCCAGAGGCUUGGCGUUGCAAGUGUGGCAACAACCUGUUCAUGCCUUAG